GCAGCAUGCAACGCUCGUCCGACGAACGUUCGUCCCCCACGAAGGCUGCUAGCCAGGUCGUCUCGUAGACGGUGUCCUGUAUUCAUCCAGGCGUCACACCCGGAUCAGUCGGCAUGUGCGGAAUCCUCGGUCUUGUGCUGCACGACGCGAGCAUCGAUGCAGCCUCAGAGAUAUGCGAAGGCCUCUCUUUGCUCCAACAUAGAGGCCAGGAUGCGUGCGGGAUUGUCACUUGCGGGCCGAAGGGGCGUUUCUAUCAGUGCAAGGCAAAUGGCAUGGUCAGGGAUGUCUUUGAUGCCAAUGCACUGUCGACUUUGGUCGGUGGGAUGGGUAUUGGCCAUGUGCGCUACCCAACCGCAGGCAGCUCCCAUCACGCCGAGGCGCAACCCUUCUACGUCAACUCUCCGUAUGGCAUUGUCUUUGCGCAUAAUGGCAACCUGAUAAACACGGCCUCUCUUCUCCAAUUCAUGGAUGCUACCGCGCACCGGCACAUCAACACCUCCUCCGACUCUGAGUUGCUUCUUAACAUUUUCGCAGACAACCUGCAGAAGACGGGAAAAUUCCGUAUUAAUGAGGAAGAUAUCUUCACUGCAAUCGGCGGACUCAUGGAACAGUGCAAGGGCGCGUACGCAUGUGUCGCGAUGCUUGCUGGUUUCGGCAUCAUUGCGUUCAGGGACCCGAACGGCAUCCGACCAGUGGGCAUGGCUUCGCGGAAAGCUCAGGGCAAUUCGCAGGGCAGGGACUACUUGUUUGCGAGCGAGAGUGUCGUCGCGGACGCGAGUGGAUUCGAAAACUGGGAGGACGUGAAGCCAGGCGAGGCUGUCAUCAUCACUCGCAACAGCGUCAGUCGCCGCAUCGUGGCCAAACCGGCGUCGUUCGCUCCAGAUAUCUUCGAGUAUGUCUACUUUGCUCGCCCUGACUCCGUAUUAGACGGUGUAAGCGUAUACCGAAGCCGUAUGGCCAUGGGCGAUGCACUGGCGGAGGAGGUAAAGCGCGUGCUGGCGAAAAAGCAGCUGAUGGUUGAUGUUGUCAUUCCGGUUCCAGACACAUCGCGAGUCGCGGCCUUAAAUCUGGCGCAGAGGCUGAACUUGCCUUACCGGGAAGGCUUUAUCAAGAACCGCUACGUCGGGCGUACCUUCAUCAUGCCUGGGCAGCAGAUGAGGCGCAAGAACGUGAGGCGAAAACUGAACGCGAUGGCGCUGGAGUUUGCCAACAAGAACGUCCUCAUUGUAGAUGGCAUGUAUUCUAUUGUACGCGGGACUACCUCUAAGGAGAUCAUCCAGAUGGCAAAAGACGUCGGCGCGAAGAAAGUCAUUGUCGCGAGCUGCGCUCCGCCGAUCCGGUACUCAAACGUGUACGGCAUCGACAUGCCCUCACGCUCGGAGCUCGUCGCGCACAACCGUGACUCGGAUGCCAUUGCCCAGGCAAUCGGCGCAGACCUCGUUAUUUAUCAGACGCUUCCCGACCUAAUCUCGUCUGUGCGCCAGUUCAACCCAUCCAUCCCGAAGUUCGACUGCUCUGUGUUCACCGGCGAAUACGUCACAGGGGGCGUGGACGAGGAGUACCUCACGGGGUUAGAGCAGCUACGCACGGACAACGCGAAAACCAAGGGUCUCCGGGUGAAUGGCACUAAUGGGAGUCCCGAGAUUGCACGGGAGUCGAGAGAGCUCUCGUUAGGAUGUAGCGGGCCGAUGAACGGUGCGGAUGGUACCAUAGGGUUGCAUAAUAGUUGGAAACUGGGCUAGAUGCUUGUGCGAGUAAUGUAAAGAUCAUUGUAUUUUCUGAUAAUCUGGCGACAUAUGUUAUAGACGAAAAGGCGUAGGUGCUGUAGUAAUAUUAGUAAGUCGUGUUCUUCCCUUCAACGUAAUGUUCGUACUUUGGCAGGCUUCAGGGUAUGCGGACAGGAGGUCAUUACGGACGAUAAUCAACAAAGUGUCUGC
Messenger RNA from Laetiporus sulphureus 93-53, 1937 nucleotides. RefSeq names its product amidophosphoribosyltransferase. Bases 114 to 1742 code for a protein of 542 amino acids. Gene Ontology annotation, molecular function: amidophosphoribosyltransferase activity. The transcript is spliced from 8 exons. Gene Ontology annotation, cellular component: cytoplasm. Gene Ontology annotation, biological process: purine nucleobase biosynthetic process; purine nucleotide biosynthetic process. Lineage: Eukaryota; Fungi; Basidiomycota; Agaricomycetes; Polyporales; Laetiporaceae. The record is from RefSeq and is a predicted model, not a curated record.